GAUCGAGUCGAUACGUUUCAAAAUGGCGGACGCAAAGUAAAAAAUCUGAUGAGAAGGGUUGCGUUUAAAAAAUGCCAGUUUUCAGCAGGCCAAGGCAACAAUACCAGACCAUUGGAUUGGUCGCAGGGUCUGUUGCUGUUGUAUUUCUUGCAAAGAAAUAUGGGCCUUGUUUUAUAAAAUAUUUGCGAUUUUAUCUCCAUCAAAAGUUUGCCACCAGCAAAGCAUCUGCCCAAGACAACACCCAAGGCAAAACGCCAGCCUUUAACUUUGAGUUUUUAAGACAAUUCUACAAACUUUUAAAAAUUUUUAUUCCUCGUAUUUGGUGUAAAGAAUUCGGGUUGUUGGCCUUGCAUUCAGCGUGUCUUGUCGUCAGAACAUUUUUAUCCAUUUAUAUUGCAACCUUGGAUGGUCGUUUGGUGAAGACGGUCGUUGAAAGGGACUUUACAAACUUUGUAAUACGUCUCUCGCAGUGGCUUGGAAUGGCUCUUCCUGCCACUUUCACAAACAGCAUGCUUCGGUAUUUAGAAAGCAAGCUAGCACUUGCAUUUCGGACAAGGCUGGUUAAGUACACGUACAAUUUGUACUUUUCAAGUCAGGUCUACUACAGAGUAGGAAAUCUUGAUAAUCGCAUAGGUAAUGCUGAUGAAAGACUGACUGAGGAUUUGAGGUUGUUUUGUCGUUCAGUUGCACAUUUGUAUUCCCAUCUGUCGAAACCUAUAUUAGAUGCGGUGAUGGUUUCUGUAGCCUUAGAUCGGAUUGCAAGGAAACAAGGUUCCAGUGGGCGUCUACCUUUGACGCUUGCUGCAGUUGUCAUUGCAGUAUCAGGUCAGAUUCUCCGAGUAGCCUCACCAAAGUUUGGUAAGCUGGUAGCAGAAGAGUCGCAGCGCAGAGGGAAUCUACGUUUUGUACAUUCUCGUAUUGUUACAAAUGCUGAGGAAAUUGCAUUUUAUGAUGGGGCAAAGGUGGAAUGUUCAUUGUUAUGGAACAGCUAUCAAUCCCUUGCUUCUCAAAUGGAGCUGCUCUUCAGUAAACGUCUUUGGUACAUCAUGUUAGAACAGUUCCUGAUGAAGUAUGUCUGGGGUGCUGCUGGCUUUGUUAUGGUUGCAUUCCCUGUGAUGUUUGGAAGCAAGACAGAAGGGGAACGUGAUGGUGGUAUUGGUGAAAGAGCACGCUUUUUCACCACAUCAAGACAACUCUUGGUAUCUGGAGCUGAUGCUAUUGAAAGGAUAAUGUCAUCCUAUAAAGAGAUCACUGAACUGGCUGGUUAUACUUCCCGUGUGUCUGAAAUGAUAACAGUGUUUGAAGAUCUGAAGGGGGGUAAAUAUUGUCGGAGUAUGUCAAAAGCUCUGGAGAAUCAAAGUCCUUCUGAGGAAACAGAUAUGGUCAAGAUCAGCCUUGAUCACAGACAUGGAGAGGUUGUUGAUGUGGCCAGCUUGCCAGGAGGAGAGAUUUAUGAUUCUGAACAUCACAUCAAUCUCUCAGAAGUGCCGAUAAUCACACCUUGUGGUGAUGUGGUUGUCUCAAAGUUAUCUUUUGAGCUUAAAGCAGACAUGCAUCUCCUUAUUACUGGCCCAAACGGCUGUGGCAAGAGUUCAUUGUUUAGAAUUCUCAGUGGAUUAUGGCCUAUUUACAAUGGACGAUUGAGCAGACCACAUCCCAAACACAUGUUUUAUAUUCCUCAGAGGCCGUACAUGACGCUGGGAACUUUACGUGAUCAAGUCAUCUAUCCGGACUCUAGAGCUGAUAUGGAAGAGAAAGGUCUAAAAGAUGAAGAUUUAGAAGAUAUUCUUGGUGUUGUCCAUUUACAACAUGUUGUGCGAAGAGAAGGAGGUUGGGAUGCUACUGGUGAUUGGAAGGAUAUCCUAUCCGGAGGUGAAAAACAACGUAUGGGAAUGGCGAGAUUAUUUUAUCAAAGGCCACAGUUUGCAUUGCUGGACGAAUGUACAAGCGCUGUGAGUAUCGAUGUGGAAGGAAAGAUAUAUCAAGCUGCAAAAGAUCUUGGCAUUACUCUGUUGACUAUUUCACAUCGAGCAUCUUUGUGGAAAUUCCACACACAUUUGCUUCAAUUUGACGGUGAAGGAGGCUGGCGUUGGGAGGUCUUGGAUACAGCAACGCGACUCACAUUACAUGAGGAAAAACAACAAUUGGAAUCUCAACUUUCUGGAGUGCCCAAGAUGCAAGAGAGAUUGAACGAAUUAUGUAAUGUACUUGGAGAAGAUUCUGUACUUCGUCCUAAGCCUAAAUAAGACCUGCUUCUGGUGGACCAGUUAAGAGAUCCCUUUUUGGAGGAUAAAUUUUUAAGGCUUUCUUUUAGAAGAAGAGUUCUGAUUAAGUUCCAUUGUUACUGGAAACAACCGAGAGUGGUUCAAAACGAUGCAGGGAUUCUUAUACUAAAUUGUAGGCCAUAGCCUUACCACUGGCCUAUCAGUGCUGACGGCGAGGGAGUAAAGUUUUUUUAUUUUA
This is a messenger RNA of Dendronephthya gigantea, 2463 nucleotides long. Its product is annotated as ATP-binding cassette sub-family D member 2-like. NCBI's taxonomy places the organism in Eukaryota, Metazoa, Cnidaria, Anthozoa, Malacalcyonacea, Nephtheidae. The record is from RefSeq and is a predicted model, not a curated record. The coding region runs from base 72 to 2246 and encodes 724 amino acids. The transcript has 10 exons. Gene Ontology annotation, molecular function: ATP hydrolysis activity; ATP binding; ABC-type transporter activity. Gene Ontology annotation, biological process: peroxisome organization; fatty acid beta-oxidation; very long-chain fatty acid catabolic process. Gene Ontology annotation, cellular component: peroxisomal membrane.